UCUCUCUCUCCAUUUCCAUGCCUAUCUCCUCUCUUUCUGUUCUGACUUCAGUUUCCUCUCCAGGCUUUUUUCUCUGGCUUGAUCUCUUUCUUUCCUCCCUGUUUGCUCUUGGGGCUUCACAUCAGCCAUCUUGGAAGAUGGGGGCUGUUUUUCCUUUUCUUUUUACCCUCGGUCCUAAACUCAUUCACAAAUGCUUGUGGACUAGCUGAUGGACUUUUCCUCCAGGUAAAACUCAGAGUUGGAUGAUUGAGUACAGCUCAGGAUUGCCUGUACUGGGGCCUGAAGAUUCAGAACCAGGGCACCUGGAGCCCGAGACUGAACCCCAAGAUAGACCGAAGUCCAGUAUUUCUGUCUUUGAGCACACUGUGCCAAUAGCAAUCCCAUCUUCUGGGUUCACCAGCUUGCCCAAGCAGAGAUUAACUGACCUAGGGCUGUCCAGCUGAGGGAAAAGGAAGGACCUGGAGCUAGGGGGUUGGGGGGCAGCCUCUUUCAUGCCUGACACCAAAGAAGACUGAAACUGACAUAGGUGGGAAGGACUCAAAAGGGAGGCACCCCCCCAGCCCUGCUAUUACUGCUUUUGAUUGGCUUACAGUUAGGGUUAAGCUUAGGAGGGAGUCAGGUUCAAGUAAACAAAACUGGUAAAUUUCCCAUCAGUUUCAUGUCCUUGUUUUCUUCUUCAAAGGUGUGUUUAUGUGGGGAGCAAAGGGGAUGAGGAGGGGGAGUCCCCAGGCUGAUUCUGCCUCAAUUCUUCUCUAGUAGGAAAAGAGGGGGGAGGGGAAGACAGUGAACCCCACCCCCCACCUACAUACAGUUUUUCUAAUUCUCGCCAUAACUUCCCACCCACCUAUAAUGAAAGGAAAUCCCUGAAUCAUAGACAAAAGAAUUGUAGAAUCAGUCAACUCAGGGCACAGAACAACAGUAGAAUCCCUCAUACGACAGAAUUAGCAGAAUCAUUGCUGUGUGGCUUCAGGACAGACCUUGUCCCUCUCUGGGACUGUUUUUCCUUCUUGUAAAAUAAGAGAGAUCUCCACUGGUUUCACCUUUCCAUGGUUCAGUGAGCUUGUCCCACACAGUAAGAGCACUGGCCACUCCCUCUGUGACCCUGGACAAGCCCUUUCCCCCACUCUGGGACUCAUCCCCCUCCAGCUCCAGUAUUCUGUGUUAUGAGGACCCUUAUCAUACUGGCAUUCCAAAAGACUGUGAGUUUAGUGCAACCCUCUGAUGUCACAGGAAAGGCAUCCCAAGCCCAGAGAGGGCAAGUGAUUUGGCCAAGGUCACACAGCAAACUGGUUGUGGACCAGGAACUGAAACUCAGGCUCUCUCCAUCUCACCGGGUUUUCCUCCCUGCUGGGUCCCAGUGGGGGGUAGGGGUGGGGGCAGAGGAAGAGAGUGGGCCCUUUAAAUUGGAAGCUCCACCUUUGCCUUCAGAGGUCUCCAGCCACCCUAUGAAAGGCAUCCCCCCUACCCUGCUGCGAGCUCCACACUACUCCAGACAGCAACGACCCUUCCGCCCCCGCCCCUCCACCCCCUCAGCAGCCUGCAUACCACAUCAGGCGCCCAUGAAGCUGGCGGCCCCUUUCGAUAUGUGGAAAGACUAUUUGAAUCUGAACAAGAUCUUAUGGGAGGUGAUCUCGGGCCAAGGGGGUUCUGGGGAUGGGGAGAAGUCUAACCAGGAGGCCGAGGUGGAGACCGAGGCCGGGCAGGUGAGGCAGGCGGCAGCUGGGAGGCCAGGGGCCCCUACACCCCUCUGCAACUUCUGCAAACACAAUGGGGAGUCCCGACAUGUGUACACCUCACACCUGCUGAAGACUCCGGAGGGUGUGGUCGUCUGUCCCAUCCUUCGCCAUUACGUCUGCCCACUGUGUGGAGCCACAGGGGGCCUGGCCCACACCCUCAAGUACUGCCCCCUCAAUGGUGGCCAGCAGUCCCUGUACCGACGGAGUGGACGAAACUCAGCCGGGAGAAAGGUCAAGCGGUGAGGAAGAAUCUGGGCCUCCUCUCCUGGAGCCCUCCAGGCCUUCCCUGGGCCUUGCCCCAUCCCAGGGAUUUCUCUCUCCCUGGGGCUUACCCCACUCCUGCUUCUCCCAAGCUCAGGGAAUCCUCAGCCCCUGAGACCUCCCCAUUCCAAGUUGACCGUAUCCCAGGGAUUUCUCAGCCCCUGGCCAUCCCCAAUUCCCCAGGGGCUGGUCCCCUCUUCUCUCUCCAAGACCUUCCCUAGACUCAUUCUAGCUUAGGGAGUUCUGAGUCCCUGAAACCCCACCCCCUUUCCCAGUUCAAUCCAUCCCAGUGAAUCUUCAGUCCUGGGACUCCCCCAUUCCUGGAUAACCCUGGCCCAGCCCCGCCCCCAUCACACCCAGCUAAUCCCACCCCCAGGAUUUCUCAGCUUCUGGAAUCCUCCACUCCCACCUUGUCUCAGCCCUGGGAAACCCUCACCCCUGAAUUUCCCCAACCCUUUCUCCGUACACCUGCCAACCUACAACUUCCCUGGACAUUGGGGAGUUCCCGAGAAGCCAAAGACCUCCAAGUGUGGCGCAUUCAUGAGACCAACGCUGUACCAGCUUCUGUCUCUGCCUCCCUACACAACUCUGCCUCGGACAUUUCCUUUGACUAUUGUCUCAGCCUUGAAGUUGGAGCCCCUCUGCAGACAUCAGCACCCCAGGAUUCAGCACAUCCCCUUGAAGAUUACCAGAUGCUGCCUGUCAUGCUGGGGUCCUCACAUAACACCUUUGAGUCCCUUUGAGGGGGUGACCAGCUCCUGGACAUGAUGCUGGGGGGGGGGGGCUCCCUGAAUCCUUCCCCAGCUCACAUUGAUCCAGCUCCAGAAGAAUAUCUUGGGCUGGGGCUGGGGGGAAGAGACAAACUUUCUUAUACUGUUCUCAUGCGCUUGUUUCUGAUUACAGUUGUUGGGUCCUGCAGCCCUACCUGUCUAUACCCCGUAUCUGGGCCCCAGACCACUCAGUGGGCAGUUCUAUCCCCCCCACCCCCAAAAGCCCCUCUCAUUGCCCAAGUAGCCUCAUGGCUGGAGGGGAGUGUGAACUAGUUUUCUGAAGCCUACAAGGAAGAAGGUCUGAUCAAUGUAACUGGGGUGGGAAUGAGGGGGGCU
Molecule: messenger RNA, 3103 nt
Organism: Vombatus ursinus (common wombat)
Lineage: Eukaryota; Metazoa; Chordata; Mammalia; Diprotodontia; Vombatidae
Exons: 1
Coding region: 1164-1979 (271 amino acids)
Biological process (GO): oogenesis; negative regulation of translation
Cellular component (GO): perinuclear region of cytoplasm
Molecular function (GO): zinc ion binding; mRNA binding
Source: RefSeq, a predicted model, not a curated record